AUAUCAAAUGCCGUCAGAGGGUUAAGUGGCUUAGAAGACUGAGUUGGGGAGUGUGGUGUGUGUAGCCUAUUGCAACUGCAUUUGAAAUGCUAUAUAGGUUGUUCUACAUUACAGCAAUAAAUUGUGAAGAUGGCAGCAGGCAGCUGUGUUUUGAUAACACACCCCUUUGGCUGUGUCUGAUAGCUUUAAAAAAACCUACAAAACCAUUCUAUAAUCCUGCUGAUGAAGUGUGUCUUUUGAAUACUGGCUUCUGAAUGGUCUGAGGCUGCAGUUACACACACACACACACACACACACACACACACCCUGAAUAAAAGUAGGUACAAAACAGCAUUGUGUAGAUUGGCUUCAAACAGGGUCAGAAGGAUGCACAGGCCUUCUGCUGAACUGAUGAGUAGUAGGGGAAUAACCGAGUCUUGACAAUCAGGCUGACUUCAAUAUGUGCUUUACACACACAUUGACUCUAUGCACUGAAACCUUCAGAUUUUAAAAUGGUUGUUCUUUAUGCAAUUCUUAGAAUUCUUUCAUGAAGGCCUCUAGUCCGCCAUUUGCAGACCUGGCAGAGCGGGGGCCAUUUUUUAAGGAAUGGAAAGUGGUUCUGUUAGGCUUGAAGGCAAAAGUCUGGGGCCCUCAGCUGAAUGAGCAGGAAUGGUCUCCCAACAGAGCCACAUUUUAUCCCAAGAGGUUUAAGUCCCUUUAAAAAAUCCACCAUUUAUAACCCACCUUUCCUCCAAGGAGCACAAAGUGCACACAUUUUAUGUAUUUGUGUAUAUUGUUUUCUUGCAUAAGGCUAGCAGUGACAGUAAACAGAAACACCAGUCACAAGGUCUACAAAUGAAAUGCAAAAUACAACCUGUAACCACAAAGCCAUUAUAGAGAUGGUUUCAAACCAUAUGAUAUCUCUCACAUAUAAAUCUAAUAUAAAUCUUGCAUUACAGUUCAAAGUGUGCAGCAAUCAAUUGUUCAUAGUUGAUGAAAUAACAAUAAUAAUAAUAAUAAUAAUUUAUUAUUUAUACCCCGCCCAUCUGGCUGGGUUUCCAGGUGAAGGACAUCAGCCCAGCCAUACCCUUCUUGCCACUUCUGGUAAUGCCUUGUAUUCUCCCGCAAGGUGGACACACGAUUAUCCAACUGCCAUUUUUCCUCACAACCACCCUGCAAGGGACUUCUUACCCCGUGGAUCCGGCAUUGUCACCAGGCGCCCUUUGGUCCUGCAACUGGUCAACUCCCCCACAGAAUAUGGUGAGUUCCUACACUGCAAGGGAAAGAAGUUCACUGACUUUGAUGAGAUACGUCAGGAGAUCGAGGCUGAGACUGACAGGAUAACUGGCUCAAACAAGGGCAUCUCUCCUGUCCCAAUCAAUCUCCGAGUCUAUUCUCCCCAUGUCCUGAGUCUGACCCUGGUGGAUCUUCCCGGCAUGACUAAGGUUCCAGUUGGAGACCAGCCUGCUGACAUUGAGUUCCAGAUCCGUGAAAUGCUAAUGCAGUUUGUCACCAAAGAGAACUGCCUCAUCCUUGCAGUGUCCCCAGCAAAUUCAGACCUGGCCAACUCUGAUGCUCUCAAGAUUGCUAAAGAAGUCGACCCUCAAGGCCAACGUACCAUUGGAGUUAUCACCAAACUGGACCUGAUGGACGAAGGAACUGAUGCUCGGGAUGUCCUAGAGAACAAGCUGCUUCCACUACGGAGAGGCUACAUUGGUGUGGUCAACAGAAGCCAGAAAGAUAUUGAUGGAAAGAAGGAUAUUCAGGCUGCGUUGGCUGCAGAGAGGAAGUUCUUUCUCACCCACCCAGCAUACAGGCACAUGGCUGAUCGUAUGGGUACGCCCUAUCUGCAGAAAGUACUGAACCAGCAACUGACCAAUCAUAUCCGAGACACGUUGCCAGGCCUGCGAAACAAACUCCAGAGUCAGCUUCUCUCCAUUGAGAAAGAAGUGGAAGAAUAUAAGAAUUUCCGCCCUGAUGACCCUGCCCGCAAGACCAAAGCUCUGCUUCAGAUGGUCCAGCAGUUUGCUGUGGACUUUGAGAAGCGCAUUGAAGGCUCUGGCGAUCAGAUUGAUACCUAUGAGCUCUCUGGAGGUGCCAGGAUCAACCGCAUAUUCCACGAGAGAUUCCCCUUUGAGUUGGUGAAGAUGGAAUUUGAUGAGAAGGAGCUGCGAAGAGAGAUCAGCUACGCCAUCAAGAACAUCCAUGGAAUCAGAACCGGUCUCUUCACGCCCGACAUGGCCUUUGAGACCAUUGUGAAAAAGCAGGUGAAGAAGAUUAAAGAGCCUUGCCUGAAAUGCGUGGAUAUGGUGAUUUCGGAGUUAAUCAAUACCGUUAGACAGUGCACCAAGAAGCUCAGCCAAUACCCACACCUACGGGAGGAAAUGGAACGAAUUGUUACAACCCACAUCCGCGAUCGAGAGAGCAGAACCAAAGAUCAGGUCAUGCUCCUGAUAGACAUUGAACUAGCCUACAUGAACACAAACCAUGAAGAUUUUAUUGGAUUUGCCAAUGCUCAGCAAAGGAGUAGCCAGAUGAGCAAGAAGAAAACAGCUGGGAAUCAGGUGAUCCGCAAGGGCUGGCUCACCAUCAACAACAUUGGCAUAAUGAAAGGUGGCUCCAAAGAGUAUUGGUUCGUCCUGACAGCUGAGAACCUCUCAUGGUACAAGGACGAUGAGGAAAAAGAGAAGAAAUACAUGUUGCCAGUGGAUAAUCUGAAGGUGCGGGAUGUCGAGAAGGGCUUCAUGUCCAGCAAGCACAUCUUUGCCCUCUUCAACACUGAGCAGAGGAAUGUGUACAAAGAUUACCGGCAGCUGGAGCUGGCCUGUGAGACCCAGGAGGAGGUGGAUAGCUGGAAGGCCUCCUUCUUGCGCGCAGGAGUUUACCCGGAGCGUGUUGGGGCCAGUGAGUCAGAAGAGAACGGAUCUGACAGCUUGAUGCAUUCCAUGGACCCUCAACUGGAGAGACAGGUGGAAACCAUCAGGAACCUUGUAGACUCCUACAUGGCCAUUGUCAACAAGACCAUCCGUGACCUCAUGCCUAAGACCAUCAUGCACCUUAUGAUAAACAAUACAAAGGACUUUAUCCACUCGGAGCUGCUGGCAAACCUGUAUUCCUGUGGAGACCAAAACACACUGAUGGAAGAAUCGGCCGAGCAAGCCCAGCGGCGUGAUGAGAUGCUGCGCAUGUACCAUGCCUUGAAGGAGGCACACCACAUCAUCGGGGACAUCAACACCACCACCAUCAGCACUCCCUUGCCCCCGCCGGUGGACGACUCCUGGCUGCAGGUGCAGAACAUACCGUCCGGACGCAGGUCUCCUACAUCCAGCCCUACACCCCAGAGGAGAGCUCCUGCAGUCCCCCCAGCCAGACCUGGAUCGCGAGGCCCGGCUCCUGGACCACCGCCUGCUGGUGGUCCCACUCUGGGUGGUGCUCCUCCUGUGCCCUCUAGGCCUGGGGCCUCCCCUGAUCCUUUUGGGCCUCCCCCUCAGGUUCCAUCUCGGCCCAACCGUGCACCUCCCGGUGUUCCCAGAAUCACUAUCAGUGACCCUUGAAGAUUGGCAGCUACGGUACGUUCUUCACUCCCACUCACCCCUGCCUCCCUCAGCCUCUAGUGAUGCAUGACUCAGUGUUAGUCUUAUUCCACCCAGCCAUGCCUUCCCAUUCCCCUGUCCUGCCACCUGCCUCUCCUAGGUAGUUCUUAUAGAUAUCCUGGUCUUCAGAAGCAGGCCCUGCAAAUUCCUGCUCGUUAGAGCGUUGUAGUGGAAAUGUGGGAAUUUUUUUGCUGCAAUUAAUUUAAAUUAUGUGAAAAGAAAAUAAUUCCCCCCACUGACCAUCCGUCAUAGUCCUCUUAAGUCCCAUAGAACUGGACAGUUGGGAACAUGAUUUUGAGAAGGAGGGAGGAAGAGAGUGAGUUUGUGAAGAGUAUACCAUUAUCUGGGAGGUUCACCUUAAUAAAGGACUUUUCUCCCCAAGCUUUCUUCCACAAACAUUGGCCAAAGCAGACCGCUGGUCCUUCCAUCCCAGGAUCCUCUCCUCUGUCUGGACUCAGGAAAAGAGGGAGGCCUCUCCCAUCACCUUCUGCUUUUUUUUUUCAUCCUGUGCACUCCCGUACAUUUCAAUUGGGCUGGCACCAGAGCAAGACCAAGUCUCUUGGGGGCUUUCUCCACUCUCAUUGACGUCCACUUGGGUCUCUGGGGAGGGUCUCCUUGCAAACCACGAAGACUUUCCAGCUCUCUUCCGCUGGGUUUGAAAUGGAUCAUUUAAUAAUUUCCCGACGCAAGGCAUAUACACGGUUGCACAGUUGAUCACCCAUAAAGGGGGUGGCUCCUGCACCUAUUCUAGAAAAGGCAAGUUGUGCCAGCAACACAGUUGUUAAAGGCACAAGGCAUCAUCUGCUUUAUUCCUGUAACUGUACACACUUCUCACAGCAAGCUGCUCCUGUUAGAAGAAUGACUCCCUUCAGCAGGAUAUAGGAUAUGCCUCACAUCCCUUCCUUCUGAGUGCUUAGCAACAUACUCAGCAACAGUAGGGCAUAGUAUCUGCCUAACAAGCCUUAGGACAUUGCAUCAAUGUUUUGCUUACUAACUUCCUGUUUGACUUACUUUUGUUAAAAAAAAUGAAAGCUAGUCCAGGAGGGAAUGGACAUGAAAGACUCCCAAAUCAUUCAAAAUUCUACCCCAAAAUGAACUUUAAUUCACCCUUAUUUUACCCGACAAUUAUGGGAAUUACUUUCAGAUGUAGUCCAGAGGUUUGUGAACCAGUUCAGUGAACUUUGUUCAGCUGGACUAGUUCAUUCCAAGCUCUGUGACUUAGGAAAUAUCCCAACUCUACCCCAAACCCCCACCACUGCCACACAGCACCCUCCUUGUGAAACACAGCAGCUUGCAAUCAAAGUUGCUGGGUCUCAAACUUCCUACUGAAUGUGCUUAAACUAACUCCUUUGGGGUUCUGGUUCCAUAUCCCUUGGUACUGUUUUACUUGGUGUGUUGUGACUCUCAAGCCUCACACAUUGACACUCAGGGAUGCACAAAUUUCAUGGCCACACCCAUGCCAUGGAACGCUGCUUUAUUUGUUCCUAAACAAGGUGACCAAGUCUCAGUAAGUUCUUUGAUCUAUCUAGAUAUCUAAUUUCACUUUAUCCCUCCCAUUCUAUAAGAUGUUCAGGAUAAUGUACAUGGUUCCCUGUCUUUAUCUUCACAACCUUGUGAUGUUGGUUUGGUUGUGUGACAGCAACUGGCUCAGAAAGCUUUGUGGCUGAAUGGGGAUUUGAGCCCAAAUCUCCCUGGUCUUAAGUUCAGCACUCUAACCCUUACACCCCUACUGCCUUGAGAUUUAGUCAGCUUCCACAAUGAACCUGUAUGUGUGAAAAGACUGUAGGAGCCAAGCAUCUGACUUGAACUUUGUGCUGUAAACUUUAUUCCACCUUCUGAUCUCUGUACCCAUUUUUUCUACAUUGCAACAAGAGAGCCUUUCUAAGCCUUUCUUGCCUUCUCUGCUUCUAUUUUCCUUUCUCUCUUCCAAAACUUUGCAGCAGCAUUUUUGUUGAACGCCAAAGAAGGGCCUUGGCAAGCAUUAUUCUCUUUGGGGUUUCCAGUUAAGGUAGGAAGAGAAUUCACAACAAAAGGUAGGGCAGCAAAAGAGAUACUUUGGCAAUGAGGAAUUGAGUAUUAAUAGGGCCUGGGGGGCAGUAAAGAAACCCAACUGCAGAUUCUGCAGCUGAGAAAGACAGGUUCUAAGAGUAGCAGAGAUAAUAAUAAUGUGCAUUACAUAAUUCUACUUAGAUUCACAGGAUUUAUUGCACAUUCAGUCAUUCAGUUCCCCUCCCCUGCUUCGUGUGCAUGUUUGCGUGUGCGUGCAAGAACAGUUACACAAGCAAAACGGGUUUUUUUUUCUUCAUGAACAUGAGGACCAGACAGAUUUGUUUUGUUUUUUGAAGCGUGAUUAUAAAAAUGCCGUGGCCUGGGCCAGGUGGCAGGUGCCAUGCUGGCACAGUAAACUAGUGUUCUGGGUGGCUCAUACAGCCUGUUCCACAGCAGUUAUGAGAGAGAGAGAAGGGGGAAUAUCGAAAGCAGGGGCAAUGGUCUCUUGCUCCCUAGCAAGCUCCUCUUAGGAAGCCCCCUGUCCUGGGGGUGGUUUGUUGCCAGGGGAGCAGUGAAGCAGGAGCAAUUUGGCAGUAUAAUAAAUCACACUGAGCUAGAAAAUCUGUCUUAUUGUUAUUUGUGUCCUGAGAGGCUGAAGUUGUGUACACUAGCUUUUAAGCAUAUUUGUAGUGCAAUUUUCCCCUUCCAGAAUUCUGGGCACUGUAGUUUACCCCUCCCAGAGUUCCAAUUUCCAGCAAACCAUAACAAACUAGAGCACCCAGAAUUCUGGAAGGGAAAGACUGCAUUACGAAUGUGUUGUUAAGGAGUAAUAUGUGUGUGACCAAAGGUGAGUGCAGGGGUGGGCAAAGGCAGCAAGCUGUGGAAUUGCACUCACAUGAAAGAGGCAGAGAUAGAAAACCUUUUGCACAUACUUGUCUUUGUACAUGAAUGUAAAAUCUUGAAAAAUGUCCCAUUGUGGGGAGUAUCUCCUGUAAAUUUAAUCAAUCAAUCAUUUUUAAUAUUGUCACAGACCUACGAAGACAGAGCAUACACAGAAUAAAAGCCAUGAGCAUUAAAACAUACACUUACUUAACAUACGAUUACAAAAGAUAAAAGCAUGAGAUACAAAUGGAAAUUAGCAUGAAUCUUCUUAUGAGACCUUUGAGCCUAGAACAGGAACUUGGCCACUAAUUCUGUUAUUAUUAUUUUGUAUCAGCCAAGAAAUAUUCCAGGUGCCAUUCCUGUGUCCUUCUGGGGUGUUUACUCACAAGGGGGCAAAGUAGUCUGUUGCAGAAGGGAGGCAGUUAAAUCUAUAGAUGCAAGGCCAGCCUCCAGCCAUUGACCAGUGGUUAGCACUCACUAUGGGAUUCCAAAAAGGGGAUGCAAAAAGUUCGAAAUAACACUCUCAACUGUUGAACUAAAUCCUGAAUCCACAUUGGAACGACAUACAGCAGCUGAAACAAGAUGUUAGCCUUAUAUACUUUCACGGCAGCAGGGAUAAAUUGUGCUCCCUUACUAUAGGAAAAAAUGGAGCACCACUUCAUUAUACUCUGAGCAGCUUCCACCACCCAUCUGUGUUGGAGUAGUCCAAGAAAGUGUGUAGGAAAACAUAAUGCCCCAAGUAUCUAAUCUUCUUGAUUUGUGUCUAUAUACCAACCCUCUAUUCUCUGCUUAUAAAUCUGCAUCUAGAGAAAAGACCUUGUUUUGUUGUGCUAAAAUUAAUUGUAUAUGCAUUAUCCUUAUGUAAUACUAGAAUGAAUUUUCAAGGCCUGUUUUGGACAGUGGCGUAAGUACAGCAUUGCCUGCCUCAGCCCCUGCCCUUCUAAGUUUGAUCAAGGCCAUUGGUGUGGAGGAAGAGAGUGAGCGGAGAGCAGUGGCGUUCAGGUGGAGGUGCUGAUUUCCCCUUGGCACAUCUCUGUAUCAUCCCCAGUGAACCUGUAGCUGUGGAGGUAUGCCAUGUGAGAGGUAUACCAUGCAGCUCAGGGGGACUGUAACUUGGUGUUCCAUCAUCACGGCCGUUUUGCAGCAACUGACUUGCUUCCAGAACAUCAUCUCUUUCCUGCUUCCUGUCCGCCCUCCUCAACAGCAGCUCAGAGGUUGCCAUUCAGUUCUUGCCAGGCUGUUUGGAUGCAGGAGCUGGUCUUUUUGAGGAGGCUUGGCUGUCGCCCGUGCAUCCUUCUGGGACUCGCUGUUGGGAAACUUUGCCUGCCCAGAGCCUGGAUUACAAAGAGCACCAAGGAAGUCACAAACAAUCAUUUCCCUUCCAGUUUUAAGAGAAGAGUUGCUUUUGCAUCCUUCUUGCAUUACAAGGUUCCUAUGCAACUCCCAUGUAGCAAAUGCUUUUGUGUGUAGAGCAUGACGUGUUAGGAUCCUUCACACCUCUAAAUAGCCACACAGUACACAUGCUGGGAAGCUAUGCCUCCUCAAGGCAGUGCUGACUUUAGACCACUACAAAAUGGAGCUUUGUUCUGGUUGGAGCUUAUUAAGGGGGGGGGAUACAAAUGUAGGUUUGAGAGAGGAAAAUGGUAGACCAAAGCAAACUCUUUCAUGGUAAAGGGCAAGCCCUGGUGACAACUUCUGCUCACAGUGGUUUACAUGCAUGUAGGAUCGUCACACAGAUAAUUUAACUUCUCUGUUAGAUACAUUUACUGUGCAAGAGCCCACAGAUAAUUUUAUACUAGCCUGGGCUAUGGCCAUGGAGAUGGAGAGCCCCUCUGGGAUUCUCCCAAUCUGUUCCCAGACACCCAACCUGAUCAAGCCUCGUGACAUCCAUGCACAGUGGCAACCCCCACAGUAAGAAAGGUUAUGUGGCAGACUUGUCUAUAAUACUGAGACUAUACAGUAACUUAAGGUAAGUUCCAGGAAAUGAAUCAGUACUGGAAAAUGAGUGCUGUCAAGGUUUACAGCACCUAAAAAAAAUGGAUGCACCAGGAUAUGAAUUUGCUUUGCAAAAAUUAGGCCACACUUCAAUCUUUUCUCAAGGCAGUUCGCACAGUAAAAAUAAAACAAAUAUAACAAGAUAGUAACAAAAUCAAAAAGCAUAAAUUAAAACAGGCAGCAAUAAAAUAAAAAACAAGCUAACAUCACAUGGAAAUUGGCAGAGGCUGGUGCCUGCCUGUCUCCUGCUGAAGCAGUUUGGGGUGACAUAAACAAGGGUGAAGCCGUUACUAGAGCUGAAGGACAUACCGUAGCUAAGAGGUGCUUCACCUUGAGCACCCUGCAGCUCAAAGGCAACUUCUGACCACGCCAGUCUGACAGUGUGAAGCAGCCCUUGGUUGUGGCUGGAGAGGUUCAAAAAGACUGGGAGUUGUCAGUUGGAGGGGGGUGGAGGGAGGCAUGCUGCAACCUAAUUUCUGACUAAAUUUGUUCUAGGGUUAUAAAGAAGUGUUUGAAAAAGCUGGACUCAGCUAGUGGUCAAGCUCAAAAAGGUGCCCUUUACUCUCAGAGCAGGGGGUGCCUGAUCCAGACUGGCCGGCAACUUCUGAAACAGCCCCUCCCGGAGGACACCACCCAUUCUGUGUAACAUUGCUCCUCACUCGCUUGGUAUAGUAGCAUCACAAAGGUUGUGCUGCAUGUUUCUCAACACUUACCUGGGUACCAGGACCUCCCUUCUGGAAAUUGGACUCUGGUUUCUAGAGAUCCUUCAGUGGGAUUCUAAGUGAACAUCAGUAAUCCAUGGGGAUUUCAUAGAUCUGCGUCAAGGGCGGCUUCUAGCCUUCCUUUUUAAAGCAGCAACAAUGAAAUUGAUCCAUUUUUAAAAGGCUAUGAAUAACAACUUUGUCCUCUCUGGUCUAAGUGAAGGCCAAGGUCCUGGUCUGGAUGAGGUGGAGAAGCAUGUAGGGAUUGUGACUGACUGCCAUGGCUAACCUGUGUGUGUGUGUUCUCUUCUCGUCUUUCUCUCUCUCUUCUUCUCUCUGCUCUCACAGCCGGAAGGGCCCUGCCUCACCUACUCGACCCACCAUAAUCCGACCAGCUGAACCGUCCCUCUUAGAUUUAUAACCCGAGGCCUGUAGAAAGCUGGCAACAAGUUCUGUGCCCGGGGCUCUCCCCGCCCCAGCAACCCAACCCCUUGUUCCUCCCACAGGCACCUUCACUCCCCUCUUUCCCCCAUGUCGUAAAAUGCUCGUUAGUGAUUGAGCUCUUCUUCGUCUUCUCUCGUGCAUCCUGUAUUGCUUUGUGAGCGUAGAGUAGUCCUAGUUCAGUGGCAUGGGGAACUUGGAAGGACAUAAGAUCUUUGGAGCAUUGUUUUUACAGGAGCAUUGCUGUGCACCAAAAUGGCAGUUGUGGACAACCUGCCUGGUCUGCGCAUAGCGUCCUGCCUGCGUUGGUUAGCUGUAGCAUCUAGCUCUAAUCUAUAGCUACGUAACAAUUAACCCCCCUGCUAUAGUUAAGAUGAAAAUUCUGGAAGAGGAUAACACAUGAAGAUAAUAUUAACAAAAACGUUUUAACAUUCUUGAACAUUAUUGGUAACGUCUGGUAUGUGGGUUUGAGUCAAAGUGCAAACUUUAGGGAACAGUUGACACAUCCUUCUCUCAAGCUGGGGACAGGAAAGCAGUUGUGGAGGGCUUACUGAAUAAUGCCGUCUUGCAGACCAAGAAUUCUCUCACUAUCUCGAGGUGGAAGGAGCCAACACAAUGUGCUACACUCCAUUUUUUGAAGUAGCAAAAGAAGGUUAAGAGAGGCUGGUUUUUCCAGGCAGCUGGCUUGUAUUACCACUUGCAACUGACUUUCCACAAAGCAGGAGAGAGGUUGAUAGCCCUCCUCUCCACAGAAAUGGACUACAUAUCUAAUAUUUCCAGGAGUGGGCUGUGUGUUUUAGUGCAACUACCAUUGCUUCAGACAAACAAACAAAAACACUACUCGUUUGAUGUCAUGAUGAUUCUCUUGAUUCUUCCAACCUUCACUACUUGCAUGCUGAUGGUUCAAAUAUGUAAUGUGGGGGAAAAUGUUUGUAACUGCUAGUCUUGACAUCCUCUUCUCUGGCUUCUUUAUGUAUAUGUUGAGGGGUAAAUAUAGAAAUAUUUAAAGUGGGGUGGGGGGAAAGAUCUGCAACAUCCUGUCCUUUUGAAAGCCAGCUUUAGACAUCCUCCUUGGAAAAUUUCAGCCAUCCCCACUUACAAUUUUUGUUCCUUUUACCCCAGUGCUGUUACUUUUGAUUUUCUGUUGGAAGAUCCUUGACGUCAACUUCUGAUGUCCAAUCCUUUCCACAUUUUAACUGUUGUUUUACAUUUUUGUCCCUCUCCCUCUCUCUCUCCCCCCCUUGUUUUUUUCUUUUGUGUUCUUGUCUCUUUUUCCUUGAAUUCCAGCCGUCCUGGCAAAGCUAGCCCCUCCCGCCCGGAGAGUCCAAAACCACCAUUUGACAUGUAACCCUGCUCCCUUCUUGAGAUCCAUCCUUUAUCUGCCUCUUAGCUGUUCUGUCCUGGAAUGGUCCAACGCACAUGUUAAAAACACAGCUUUGUUCUGUUGUAGCUUGUGGCUUGCACAUAUCAGAUGUGACUCUAGUGAAACUGGCUUUUCUUCCUCCCAGUUGCUUUAAAGGAAUUUAAACACAAAAAAAUGAGCUAUAUUGUAGUAAUGAGAAACAUAUCGUUACUGUUAUAUAAAUAUCUAUAAAUAUCUAUAAAUAUAAAGAUCUAAAUAUAUAUGGUGUCCAGAUGUUUUAAGCCUUUAAUGCUUCUGAUGUUUGAGUUUAGCAAAUACUCGAGUAAGGAGAUUAUAUAUAAUGUACACAUGUGAACCCAACAAAAAUAUAACCCAUAACCCAGAGGUCUGAGAUUGUCAACUCCCUGCUGUACACAGUUGGGUUAUUGUUGCCCCAAAAUUGUGGUGAAUCUUCGCAGUGCUGCUAGUAUCUGUGAUGCUGUCUGUGAUCUGUCAACUCUUGUUUAUUGGCUGAAAAAUAAACUAUUAUUUCUGUAUAACUGAGUACUCCAUGUCUAGAAUAAAACACUCUCUCAGUGCUUCCAGGCUCUUAUACUUAAUGCUGUCAAGUUAUUUGUGGCAAGACAAAUAGAAGGCUGCACACAUGAUGGCAGUGACAGGAGCAAUAGGUCGAAGUCCUGGUUUUACAGUUAAACACGCACACAUAUUCUGAAUGGGGUUUUUAAAAGGAAGCAUCACCAUCCACUGAAAGUGCACCAUCUCAUUUGGGUAUUAUUUACACAUACCAAGAAAAGGUUCUAUACAAAAACUCCAAACAACUUUAAUUGGAGUAGAUUCCACGGUUCUUAAAAAGAAAAACUCAGCUGUUUUCCUUGGCAGGUGAUUUUGACAGCCAACACAUUGUUAUUAUUGGUUGUAGUAGUACCCACUCUAGGUGGCUUCCAACAAAUAUAAAAGCAAAAUCAAACAUUAAAAACUUCCCUCUAUAGGGCUGCCUUUAGAUGUCUUCUAAAAGUUGACAUCUGAUGGGAGGGUGUUCCACAGGGUGGGUGCCAUUACGAAGAAGGCCCUCUGCCUGGUUCCCUGCAACUUGGCUUCGCACAACAAGGGAACCACCAGAAAGCCCUUGGCACUGGACCUCAGUGUCCGGGCAGAACGAUGGGGGUGGAGACGCUCCUUCAGGUAUACUGGACCGAGGCCGUUUAGGGUUUUAAAGGUCAGCACCAACACUUUGAAUUGUGCUCGGAAACGUACUGGGAGCCAAUGUAGGCCUUUCAGGACCGGUGUUAUGUGAUCUCGGCGGCCAUUCCCAGUCACCAGUCUGGCUGCCACAUUCUGGAUUAGUUGUAGUUUCUGGGUCACCUUCAAAGGCACAUUGCUCUACGGGAGAUAACCAGCGGGAGAUAACCAGUGCAUGUACCACUCUGGCAAGACAGUGCGUGGGCAGGUAGGGUCUCAGCCUGCAUACCAGAUGCAGCUGGUAGACAGCCACCCUGAACACAGAAUUAACCUGUGCCUCCAUGGACAGCUGUGAGUCCAAAAUGACCCCCAUGCUCUGUACCUGGUCCUUCAGAGGCAGAGUUACCGCAUUCAGAGAGUCCCCCACACCUGCCUGCCCCCCUGCCCUCCAGAGACAAUACUUUAUUGUCUGGAUUCAACUUCAAUCCAUUAGUUGUCAUCCAUCCUCCAGCCACCUCAAGACACACAAGACCCUCACCGCCUUCACUGGUUUUAAGAGAGGCAGAGCUGGGUAUCAUCUGCAUACUGAUGAACACCCAGCCCAAACCCCCAGAUGAUCUCUCUGAAGGGCUUCAUAUAGAUGUUAAAAAGCAUGGGAGAGGAGGGAGCCCUGAGGCAUCCCAAAAGUGAGAGGCCAGGGGUCCGAACACUCAUUCCCCAUCACCACUUUCUGGACAUGGCCCGGGAGGAAGGAGCGGAAGGAAACAGCUUUCACCUCUGUCCUUAGCUGGAGAUCAUUGACCUGCAUGACCAUGGUCCUCCAGAUGUGCCACCACAGGCUCACUCACUUUGCCCAGGAAUGCAAAAUUUGAGACUGGUCGUAGUUGGCAGAGUCCAAAGGUGUUUUUUUUUAAAAAAAAAAUAAAGUGGUUUGGUAACUGCCUCUUUAAGGAGUUCAGGGAAUUCUCUCACAGAGGAAAGUAUUCACCAUGCUAGAGAGCGCAUUGUCCAGCCUUGCCUGGCCCACAAUGAGAGAUCAACACAGAACCCAAACUUGUGCAUUAUGUUUAAGUUGCAAUGUCUUCCUAUAUAGCAGGGUGCAUUGCAUUGAAAAACUACUCAGAUAAUAAAAUCAUAGGUCAAUAUAAAGGUUCCAUGGAUGGUUAAGUCCAGUCAAAGGUGACUAUGGGGUGUGGCAUUCAUCUUGCUUUUCAGGCCAAGGGAGCCGGUGUUUGUACACAGGCAGCUUUCCAGGUCGUGGCCAGCAUGACUAAACCGCUUCUGGUGCAACAAAGGACUAUGACGAGUGCCAGAGCGCACAAAAAACAGUUUACCUUACGGCUUGCAGCAGUACCUAUUUAUCUACUCACACUGGUAUGCUUUCGAACUGCUAGGUUGGCAGGAGCUGGGACAAAGCACCUGUUGUGUGGAUUCGAACUGCUGAUUGAAUUGGGUGGUGCCACCCACAUCCCAGAAUCAUAGAACUGUAGCGUUGGAAGUGACUGCAAGGAUCAACUGGCCCCUGCAAUGCAUGAAUUUUUUUGCACAAUGUGGAGCUUUAACCCCAAACCCUGAGAUUUAGUCUCAUGCUCUACCACUGACUUUCCAAACUGCAGUGUGUAGGAUCACAGCUUUGCGUGGGCAUGGCAGUGGGAAGUAAAUAAAUGGAGAGCGAAGAAAAUCCACACGCCCUUUAUUUAUUCACAUGCACACCCCUACCUGUGCAAAGCUGCAAUCGCAUAAAGUUUACCCAGCUUUGGGAAGGCAGUGCCAGGGCUCCAGAGCACUUGUGCUGCCGUCCCAAAGAUGGAUAGAAUUACUUUAGCAAUCUUUUGAGGUCAAUAUUUGGCACUCCCAAAUGGAUCUUCUCAAUAAGGCUGCAUCUCAGCUGGUGCCCUGUGCAGGAAAACUGCCCGAUCCCAGAUCUUGCACU
Zootoca vivipara (common lizard) is the source of this 14055-nucleotide messenger RNA. The record is from RefSeq and is a predicted model, not a curated record. NCBI's taxonomy places the organism in Eukaryota, Metazoa, Chordata, Lepidosauria, Squamata, Lacertidae.